AUGAAGAUGGAAUGUGAUCUGAUACUACUUGCGAUUGAAGUAGAUGCUAAUAGUGGCUUGAUAGAAGAGUAUCCAGAUCUCCCAUCGAAUCCGGGACGAGAUUUGAAUAAAAAGCAGUAUGGUUCCUUCGGUGAGAGUUCUGAAGCUAUAGAGAAGAGGUACUUUACUGGGCUUUCUCAGAUGGAUAUACUCUGCGUACAUCCAGCAUAUUGGAGAAGAGGUCAUGGUACUCAACUCGUGACACGGACUCUCGACCUUGCGAGAAUGGAUGGCAUUACACAAGGUGUUAAUGCUGCGCGUAUGGGAGCGAGGCUUUACAAAGCUCUUGGGUAUGCGUUCAUCUGUACUGCUGGAGGAAGGUGA
Messenger RNA from Penicillium malachiteum, 363 nucleotides. Its product is annotated as GNAT family N-acetyltransferase. The coding region runs from base 1 to 363 and encodes 120 amino acids. The record is from RefSeq and is a predicted model, not a curated record. The transcript has 2 exons. Lineage: Eukaryota; Fungi; Ascomycota; Eurotiomycetes; Eurotiales; Aspergillaceae. Gene Ontology annotation, molecular function: acyltransferase activity, transferring groups other than amino-acyl groups.